CCAUUGUUGCCCCGAGAAGCCGGCGCAGGUCCACACAAGAAGCCGCAACUGCCAUGAAACAGUCGCUUCGUCCGAAAACCCACGCGAGAUACCUGCAUGGAGCCAGUCGUAAACACCACAAGAGCCGGACAAUGAUCUACAUAUCACGAGGCUCAAUUAUGAUUAUAGUGAUGCUAAACUUCCCCGCACAUCAGAUUCCCCGGACUGCCGUAUCCUUAGUAUGUCAUCCGGGUGAAUAGGCAGCGACAUGGGUGAGUAUAUAUUGAAGUUGAGGUAUCGGAAGUGCAUUGUAUCGCCAGAUCGUUUACGAUGAAGUUUCUCUCACCAUUCCUGGCGUCUUUAACGCUUGUCUCUUCACUUGUCUCGGCCAUUUCCACCACAUUUACCAACUCCUACAACAUCAGCAACGAUGUAGAAGGCUCAGUCCAUCUAAACGGCCUCUCCUUCCAACAAAAUGCCUUGACAACCUUCGCCAACUACCAGUACGUGGCAUUCUACGCAACAGCUACCGGCUACGGCAAGCACUACGUCAACCUUGGACGCCGCCAGAUCUCCCCCUCAGUCGGAGCAUGGCAAUACUUCACCUUCACAGAUUACGUACAACAGACCCUCGAUGAACACAACACCAUCUCCAUGGGCAUAAGCGGCGACGGUAAAAUCCAUCUCUCCUUCGACCACCACGACGUCCCCAUCAACUACCGUGUAAGCAACACCGGCAUCGCCAAAACCAUCCCCUCCGAAUGGUCCGCCUCAGCCUUUUCCGCCGUCCAGCAUUCUCUUCCCGGCAGCACCGGACCCUGGACACCAUUAACCUACCCGCGUUUCGAGCGCAUCGACAACGGCGACCUGCUGAUGGAAUUCCGCAUCGGCCAAUCCGGGUCCGGCGACUCCUGGAUCCACCGCUACAGCUCCACCUCCGGCCUGUGGUCCAACGUAGGCAAGUACCUGCAAGGCGAGGACAACAACGCGUACAUCAACGGCUUCACCAACGCUCUUAAUAAGCUGUACGUGUCCUGGACUGUUCGUGAAACGCCGACGCCCUCCACAAACCACGACUUCUACUUCGCAUUCUCCGAAGACGCGGGCAGGACUUGGAAACAAACAAACGGCCAGACUGUUGCGCUGCCAAUUAAGCCCUCAACGCCAGGGAUAAAGGUGUACGACAUCCCGCAGAACAGCGAGAUCAUCAACCAGGAAGCGCAGUGUGCGGAUGAUAAGGGACGCUUCCACGCUUUGAUGCGCGACAACAGCACCGGUACAAGCACAUUCUACCACUACCUGCGCACUGCAGAUGGCAAGUUCAGCAAGACCGCUAUCAAGGCUUCUGGUCUGUCUACGCCGCCAUAUCUUGCAUACCGCGGCAAGAUCGUUGCGACCGGAGACAGUGUUAUUACGAUCCUGCCUGAUGCGCCGAAGUCGACUGUCCAGCUGUGGGGUGCAACGGCGGGUGGGAGUUGGAUUGACUGGAAGAAGCUGGGUGAGAUUGCUAAUAUGGCUGGUGAGCCGUUGGUGGAUGAGGAGAGAUUGAAGAAGUUCAAUAUUUUGAGUUUGUUUGUGAGGCAGGGUGGGCCGUUUGGCACGAGGAAGGUGCAGGUGUGGGAUUUUGGACUGAGUUUGUGAGCUUUGGGAUAGAGAUUUGAGAAACGACGUUCUAUAGACAG
This is a messenger RNA of Macroventuria anomochaeta, 1661 nucleotides long. RefSeq lists its product as uncharacterized. The record is from RefSeq and is a predicted model, not a curated record. The transcript has a single exon. The coding region runs from base 310 to 1620 and encodes 436 amino acids. NCBI's taxonomy places the organism in Eukaryota, Fungi, Ascomycota, Dothideomycetes, Pleosporales, Didymellaceae.